AUGGCUCCAUCAGUGGAAGAUCCGAGCUCACGCCAGGCUCUUUAUAAUCAUAUUUUAGACCUUGUUAGAAUAAUAGAUGGAGAGAGUGCAACGAUAGAGGAUAAUAAUGGCUGCAUUCAAAUCUUUCUAGACAACCACGAUUCAGACACGCUUCUUAUAAUUAAUCAGAAAAAUCAGAAUCACCAUAGAAUCUACAAUUCCACAACGACAAUAAAGCCAAUCAUAAAUGACAUUGAAUCUAUAGUAUUCGUUAUCAAGCCCAAGGGCGUACUUGUGCUGGAUAGACCAUUUGGUUCUCAGCUUAACUUAAUGAAGAUGCCAGUGACCUCAGAAGCCAACACUAAUGAACUAUCCAUUGACGCGUUGAAGAUGGCAGUUGAUUUUGGGCUUUUGCCGUACUUUGAUUUAAUAUCUUCAGAACGAGGAUCAAGUGUAACCAGGAAAAGAUUAAAUGAUCUAUCGUUAGCAUUGCAAAAUGCACGAUCCGUUCAGAUACCCAAUCUACUCAUAACUACUCAUCCAAAAAUCAAAAGUAUAAUAUCAGGAGAAGUAGUGGUGUCUCAAGACUUGUUUGAUGAUAUCGCGUUUAUAAACGAGUUGACGGCUGUUUCGAAUGACUGGAUCAACCAAAUACAGACCAUAACGAAAAUCGCUCAUUCUCCGUCAGAUAGUAAAUCAUUGGGGGAUGAAAUACAAUUUUGGAACACAGUUGAAUUGGCAUUAGCGUCCAUUGAUAAACAGAUAAAAAGUAACGAGGUCACGACAACGUUAGAAGUCUUGAGCAAAGCACGCAGAUUCCACGUUACAUUGAGCUUUGAAAAUGAUAUUGGGUUAAAAGAAAUGAAAUCAACUGCAGCUUCCUACAAGGGCUUUUUCAGAGAUAUACCACUUGAUGAGCUUUUAAAUGACGAUGAUGCAACUUAUGAAUCAUUUAACUAUGCAGUGUAUGGCUUGUUCUCUCAUAUCAACCAAAAGUUGUCACUCUUAGCAAUUUCGACGGGAGUUGAGAUUAUUCAAUUGUUGCUAGUGGAAAUCAGCCGAAAAUUUCAGGAAUUAGUUUCCAAGAAUGAGAUAAUGUCCCUAGGGUACACGUCGUUCAUUAAUCAUCAAGUUAUUGCGUUAAAGGCUAUCGACUCAAUCAAUGAUAGGUUGAAAUUAACCACAACUGUGCUACGAGAGAUUGCUCGAAAGCGCCAGGAAAAAGUCAAACCAAUUCUUAUUGACAAAACCGAACUAGAUUCACUUGCUUCUAAAUUAGACAAAUUGACCAACUUCCGCGCUAAUCACGAAAACUUGCUAUACAGUGUUGAAAAUUCACUUAGUAGCGAUGAGAAAGCAAAGUGUGUCAAGUGCCUUAUAGAGGCAUAUAACAAGUAUGUCAUCCUGAUUAAUGUCAUUGAUGUAUCUCAUGAAGGCAAGUUGGUCUGGAACAUGCACGAAAACGCUUACACGCAAGUCUUUAAUUCCAUUUUUACCAGCGUUGUAACCAAAAUCAAUACUUUUUUCAACACUGCUGAACUGCUUUCGGACUAUUUGAAUAUAUUUCACCAAUUUUUCCCCAAUUUGGACUCGGCGAAUGUGACCAAUCAAUCUUUCAUGACUCUCCAAGACAAUCACAAGUUGAAAAUUCUUGACCGCGCUAUGCUCGAGAUUCAGUGGGUAAGAGAGGACUUGAACGCAUCCACAUGCCGCGGCUAUGAAGAGAUUAUGCGUAACUUGGGAUUGAUAUCCAAGUUGGAGUUUUACCGCGAGACUCUAAAUGCGCUUUUAGGUACAGAUUGGAAAAAUUAUUCCGUUGGUUCAAAAAUUGACACGUUGACGAAUAAUUUGAUUGCUAGCUUGGAUCCUGAGAAAGUGUUUGUAGAAUGGAACUCCAGUGAUAAAAUCAUGGAUCCAAGAACGAUGGGAGUGGUAAUAAGAUAUUCAAAGCAAGGGAAUGAUAGAUACACUCUAGAACUUAACGCUGAUUUGGAGAAGCUUCAACUGUAUGAUAAAAGGCUAGUUUUGGAAAACUUGGGGUUUAACACGCCCUCAGUGUUGUCUAUCAAGAAGCAAACCGCAUUGUAUCACAUGGCAGUUGAGAUUCAAAACAUAAUUACAAUGAUAAAUAAAGUCUUUGACAUCACAAGUGGCGAACUGAAAAGCCGAAUAUUUGACUUUAUUUCUGGCGAUGUGUACAAACUUAUCCCUUUGACGAAGCAAGUUUCGGAGAUUGAGUGGAUACAUUUAUCGCAGGCAAUUGACUUGGUAAACCAAAAUGAUGCAUUAUUGAUGAGAAGCGAGAGUUUGAUAGAGAUGCGGGCUUUAAAUGGUUUACAAAGAUUGACGCAGCUAUUGACGCACAUUGAUAUCCAAGUCACAAAAGUUCAGAAUCUCUUCAACUUUAUGGCGAAAUGCACUUAUGAGCUUAAAACAGUCUAUUUCGAUUAUACGCAAUUUCUGCAAAUAUUAAGUAAGUUGCAAAGUAAAUUGGACGAGACUAUAUUGGAUGGAAUCACAGCAGCUGAUAGUUUGGUAUCAAUGAUUCGUGACGAAAUUCAAAGCGUCCUAUAUCGAAGAUUGCACGACCAAUUGACAGUAUUCUAUAAUAUGAUCGCGUCAGAGACAUCUGAACAAUCAGAGCAUGAGGAAAAGUAUGUUCCAAAAUUUUCAUCCUUCCCCCACAUGUUAGUAUUCGAUGACGGGAUAAUCGUGUCAACCCCACCAUUGAAGGACGGCAGGAAUCACUUUUUGUCAAUAGUAAACCAAUUUGUAGCCAUUGUGGCCAAACAAGAUAUCCUCAUUGAUGCAAGCCUAAAACAUGCUAUAUCCAUGCUAGAUGAAGUCCAUAAUGAUUCUUCAAAUUUCAUUUUAAAUCUUGUCACCGAAAAAAUUGAUGCGAUUUAUACGGAAGUGGAAAACUAUGUGAAUAAAUGGAAUACGAUACAAAACUUGUUGGACGCAAGCCUUGGGGAGGAGAAAGACUGGAUAUUCUCAGGUGACGAUAUCAACAAUUGGUUUGAGUGUUUACGAGAUAUUUGUGAAUUUGGUAAGGUGUUUGACGAACUGAGGGUUGUCUUUGGUGGAUUGGUGAGGAUUGAAGUAAAACAAGUUCUGUCGAAAAUGUCAGUUCUUUACGAAACUUGCAAAAGAGACUUGUUUGUCGAAUUUGCUGCCAAGUUUUCACACAUUAUCCAGACGUUGGGAAAACAAAUCGCAAAUGCGUGCAAGAGGUUGAACAAGCGCAUAAAUUUUGAUCGUGAUCUUCGUCAAUUCAUUAUUGAAUUGGGAGAGAUCAUCCUGGUUACCAACGAAGUCCAUGAAUGGGAAAGCUCAAUCCUUUUAUUUGCUACGAUUGAGAAGUUUAUGAUGAGACACCGUUUCAAGUUUCCACUAGAUUGGCUUUGCACCACGCAAUUGGAGAGUGAUCUAUCAAAAGUGCAGGCUUUGUUAAGUGAAAAGCGGCGAUUAGUGGAGGAAAACAGAGAGCUUGUCACGUCUGGUGUUAAUUCGGAAUGUAUCGAGACAAACAGAUCAUUGCACGAAUUGAUCAAAGAAUGGGAAAAAGCAAGACCUGUUGAUGGUGAUUUACGGCCGGCAACAGCUCUCCAGUGCUUAAGUGAAUACCAACACAAGCUCAAUGACUUAUACUCCUACGGCAAGUUGCUUAAUGAGGUUGCUAAAGACAUGGGGAUGGAACAACCAUUUACUCAAGAUUUGCUGGAAACGAUGGAAGAUAUUUCUCAUCUCAAGCAAGUUUGGUCGUCAGUGAAUAUAUUAUGGGAGGAUUUGCAACUGAUGAAGCGUACAUUGUGGAAGAACUUUGAUGCACAAACCGUAAACCUGGGGUUGCAUAAAAUUUUGCAAUCAAUAAAAGAACUCCCAUUUAGUAUUCGACAAUAUUCAGCAGUCGAUGAGCUACAAGAAGAAGUAAAGAACAAUUUGAAAGUGCACCCUAAAUUGUUGCAAUUAAGCAAUUCUUCAUUGAAGGAGCGCCAUUGGAAAAAAAUAUUAGACCAGUUGUGUCCAUUGCAAAUAGUUACCGAGCUCACUCUUGGUGCAGUAUGGCACUUGAAGAUAGAUCUCAAUUUGCAAUUGCUUCAAGAUAUUUUGGACCAAGCGCGCGAUGAACGGACAAUUGAAGAUAGUAUUGGCAAAAUUGAAGAAGCUUGGUCUAGUACCUACUUUGAACUAUUCAACUAUGAGAACAAAUGUCGUUUGGUUAAAAACUGGGACGUCAUAUUUGAUCAGUGUGAAGCGAACCUCGAAAUAAUUAGCUCGAUAAAGAAGUCCUUUUACUACGACACGUUUGAAAGGAAAGUAUCGGAAUGGGAACUGAAGUUAAAUACCCUCCAUGCAAUAUUGGAUGCGUGGGUUGAUGUUCAACGAGAAUGGAUUUCUUUAGACGGGGUUCUUGGCAAGGAUAAUAACGAAGUGAGGAAUUUGCUACCGCUUGAACAUUCUCGAUUCCAAAAUCUUAGCUACGAGUUCGUAUCUUUAUUGAAACAAAUCUACAAAUAUGACCUAGUAAUCGACGUCGUAUUAAUUGGGGAUAUACAAGGUCAAAUGAGUCGCUUCUCGGCAAGUUUAAUGAGGAUUCAAAGGUCCUUAGCUGAGUACUUAGAAAAACAACGAGAUUUAUUUCCUCGAUUUUUCUUCCUCGGAGAUGAGGAUUUGCUUGAGGUGAUUGGAUUUUCCAAAGAUAUUACAAGGAUAAAUAAGCAUACAAAGAAGAUGUUCGGAGGUGUUGCAAGAAUCAAUUUUGACGACGCUUCCCAUUCUAUAAUCAGUAUCAGCAGUGAAGAGGGUGAGACUUUAGCCUUGAUUGAGCAUGUUUCUUUGGUAAAGUAUUCUAUGCUUCAUGAAUGGCUCGUUGAACUAGAACUUCAAAUUCAAAACUCAUUGAGGCAUCAAGUGGGUACAAAUUAUGCAUCCUGGAGCAAGUUUAUUGAGACUGGAGCAGAAGAUGAAUUGCUAGAACUUCUAGAGAUGACACCGGGCCAGAUUGCAAAUCUUUUAGUUCAAAUUAUCUUUACGCUGUUGAUUGAAAAGGCUAUCCUGUCUGACAUGAUCGGCAUUGGCUGCCGAGCUGAUCAAUUAAUACAAUUUCACACCAAUUUGCUCAAAAAGUGUAAGCAGGGAAUACUGCGAAUGAAAAUACAAAAUAUCAUCAUCGAGCUUCUACAACAGCAGCAACUUAUACGCAUUCUCCAAAGUGCUAGUGCAGACAACAAGAGGGCUAUAUGGGCAGUUCAGCAAAGGCUUUACUUUGAAGAAAGCACAUUAGAUGUUGUCAUGAAACAAGCUUAUUCCUCGUUUAACUACGGGUUUGAGUAUAUGGGAGUCCCUGAAAAAUUGGCUUACUCGCCAUUGCUCAACCGUUGCUUCUUGAACAUGACACAAGCUUUGUCAAUGCAACUAGGUGGUUCUCCCGUUGGUCCAUCGGGUACAGGAAAGACUGAAUCUGUGAAAGCGCUUGGACAGAAUUUAGGGAAAAUGGUUGUUGUUUUUUGUUGUGAUGAACAGUUUGACUACCUGUCGAUGGGAAGGAUUUUCCAAGGGUUGUGCAAAGUUGGUGUAUGGGGUUGUUUUGACGAGUUUAAUCGAUUAGAUGAGAAAAGUUUGAGUGCAAUAUCUUCUCAAAUUGAGACGAUACAGAAUGGGCUUCAACAUCCGCUAGAGCUGAUUGAGUUAUCUGACCGUUUCUUACAUGUUAACCCCGAGACUGCUUUGUUUGUCACAAUGAAUCCCGGAUACGCUGGCAGGAACGAGUUGCCAGAGAAUUUAAAGAAAUUGUUUAGAAGCUUCCAAAUGGUUAAACCCGACGUUCAAGUCAUAAUUCAAGUAUUAUUAACCUCCAUGACUUUCACCCUAGCUCAAGAUUUGUCCACACUGAUUGCUCAGUUCUUUACUGAAAUUGAACUGAAGGUGUCGAAUCAAAAACACUACGAUUUUGGGUUGAGAGCCAUAAAGACUACGCUUAGCUUGUGCGGAAAGUGGAAGUAUCGAGAGAAUACCAAUUUGGAAGACACAAAAUUGAGCGAGUACGAGAUUGUUAAACGAAGUAUACACCAAACGGUGUUGCCGAAAUUAACUGCUGAUGAUGUUGACAUUUUUAUGAACUUGCAGGAUUGCUGUUUUCCUAAUACAACAAUCUCACUAGGGACAGCGCACUUGACAUCUGAAUUGGAAAAGAUAUGCACUGAUAUGGGCUAUCUGGCCAAUUCGGCUAUAAUUGAGAAAGCUUUGCAGUUGGCAAGCAUUCAAAGCACUAAUCAUGGAAUAAUGUUAAUUGGAGAGUCCGGGUCAGGAAAAACAACUGUUUUGAAAAUGACCAUGAAGGCGUUGAUGGCCCUGGAAGGAGUCGAACACAACUCAAUUGUAAUCAGUCCCAAAGUUUUUUCCAAAGAGCACUUGUAUGGUAAAUUUGAUAGCCUUACCAAGCAAUGGACUGAUGGAUUAUUUACCAGUGUGUUGCGAAGAAUCCAGGAAAACUCGAGGGGUGAAUUGGACAAGAGAACGUGGAUUGUGUUUGAUGGAGACAUUGACCCGGUAUGGGCAGAAAACCUUAAUAGUGUUUUGGAUGAUAAUCGGGUACUCACUUUACCCACGGGGGAGAGGUUGGUUUUGCCCUCGUGUGUAUCCAUUGUGUUUGAAACCACCAACUUGAAUAACGCGACACCUGCAACCAUCAGUAGAUGCGGUAUGAUUUGGUUUGAUAGGUCAUUAGUGACCGUGAACGAUUUAUCUUCAAGGCUUCUUUUCAAACUAGAACAUCAUGGUAUCCGCCUUGAUGAUGAGAGCGUACUCAACAAGCUGCAGUUGUCCGCCUUGACGAAGGAUUUGAUAGAUUGUGUGGUGGAAGUGAUGAUGACGCCUGGUCUAAUAGACCGUCUUGAUACUCAUAGUAAGCAAUUGGAGCAUAUAAUGCACUAUUCGAGUGAAAGAGCUAUCAGUUCUUUAGAAUCAUUAGUCAUUAGCUAUGUUAGAGGAUGCUUACAAAUGACCGUGAACUCUAGAAUUGACUCUGUGAACUGCAAGAGAUAUGCUGGUAAGCUUGUCAUUUUAGCUGUAAUAUGGGCGUUUGCAGGUGAUUGCACUUCUGAGGAAAGAUUUCAGUUUGAACAACAAGUCAAGUCUUUCCCCGACUUUGCCUUCGUUGACUUUCCCAGGGGGAAUAUUUUGGACUAUGAGGUCGGCUACCCAGAAGCAGAUUGGAUCCCUAUUGAGUCGAAGUUAGCACAAUUAAAUUUACAACCACAAGAAAUCACCAACCCUAAUAUUAUUGUGCCCACGGUUGAUACCAUGAAACACGAGGCGUUGAUUUAUUCCAUGAUUCACGAGCACAGAACUUUGAUUUUGUGUGGCCCACCGGGUUCAGGAAAGACCAUGACCUUAUUCAAAGCACUCUCCCAAUCUUCACAAUUUGACAUCCUUUCUCUCAACUUCUCAAAAGAGAGUACUCCUAGAUCGUUGCUCGACUCCAUGGAGAACUUUUGCGAGUACAGGCGUGUCAAUGGUGGGACUACACUCUGCCCCAAAACCAAUGGGAAAUGGGUGGUUGUGUUUUGUGACGAGAUAAACUUACCAGGGCUUGACAAGUUUGGUACACAAACAGUUAUAUCUUUAAUCAGGCAAAUGGUCGAGCAGAAUGGAUUUUGGAGAACAAAAGAUAUGCAAUGGGUCAAUCUUCGUAACAUACAGUUUGUUGGUGCUUGUAAUUCACCCCAAGAUCCUGGCAGGUACGAAUUAAAUCCAAACUUUUUGCGGCAUGUAUGCUUGGUGCAGGUCAACUACCCGGAAAACUCGUCUCUUCUUCGAAUAUAUCAAACAUUAAAUGAGGCAAUUUUCAAAUGUGCCCCGAAUAUCAAACCUUUUGUGAAUCAGAUUACGCGGGCAAGCAUUGAUAUAUACGAGCUUUCAAAGUCGAGGCUAGUGCAAUAUGUUUACUCACCUAGAGAAUUGACCCGAUGGAGUAGAGGUUUGUUCGAAGCAUUAAAGAGUAUGGAAUAUCAGCAUUUGACACAAUUUUUGCGCUUGUGGUUUAAUGAAGGAUUGAGAUUGUUUUUCGAUAGACUAUCAAAUGAAGAAGAUAAGUUAUGGACAUUAGGUUUAUUUCAGAGGGUUGGUGCAGACCAUUUCCCGAAUGUCGAUGUGUACACAUGCUUUAAAGCACCCGUGUUUUUCACCGAUUGGAUGACAUUACGAUAUCAAUCAAUCAAUAGUCAAGAGCUUAAGCAGUUUGUCAAGGAACGAUUGAGAGUUUACAGUGAAGAGGAAAUUGAAUCGGAUUUGGUUUUGCACGAGGAAAUGUUAGAUCACAUAUUGAGGAUCGAUAGAGUUUUAAAGCAGCCACAAGGUCAUUGUAUUCUUGUGGGACCUAGUUCAAGUGGUAGAACCACGCUAUCAAGAUUUGUGGCCUGGAUGAAUGGAAUAAAAGUGGUGCAAUUGGGCGUCAAAGCUGAUUAUAGUAUUGACGACUUCGAUGAAUUUUUGAGGCGCUUGUUGUUGCGUGUGGUGGAUGGAGAAAAAUUGUGCUUGAUAAUCGAUGAAUCGAGCAUAGUCGAAGCUUCUUUUGUAGAAAGAAUGAAUAUUUUGUUGGCGAAUGCAGAAGUGCCGGGAUUAUUUGAAGGGGAUAACCAUGCUACAUUGACAAGUAAAUGUUUGGAAAAAGCCCAGUCACAGGGGUUGUAUCUUGAUACCGACAGUGAGUUAACUCGCUGGUUUACUGGCCAGAUUUCGCAAAACUUGCACGUCAUUUUCACUAUUGGAGAGUCUCGGAAAGGUAAAGGAGACGAAGUUUUAUCAUCACCGGCUUUGUUCAAUAGGUGUGUUUUAAGUUGGAUGGGCGAUUGGUCGAAUAAUAGCUUAAACAGUAUUGCGUCAGUAAAAUUGAGCCAUUUAGUAUUGGAUUCGCCGCCGACUACGGUUACUGGAGAGACAGUAGGUGGUGAUGAAAGCUAUAAAGACCUUGUCAUUGAUUAUUUGUUAUAUGUCCACCAAAAUAUGUCGCACUUGGAAUUUGCUCAUGAAAUGAAAUAUCCAGGCAAGUUUUUGAAACUCAUAGAGACUUUCAUUAGCUUAUGUGAUCGAAAGAGAUCUGAGGCUGAUGAAAGACAGAGACAUGUAAUCAUCGGACUUGAAAAGCUUCAGGAAACUGUAUUGCAAGUAGAAAAGAUGAAGCUGUUCCUCGCUUCUAAAGAGAAAGCCUUGUCAGAAAAGAACAAAGAGGCCAGAGAAAUGUUGAAUCAAAUGCUCGUGGACCAAAACGAGGCUGAAAGAAAGCAAGAAUUUUCCAUAGAAACUCAAGCAGAACUAGAGAGGCAAGAGUCAGACAUUCUUCAUAGACGAGAGACGGUUUUGAAAGAACUUGCGUUAGUUGAGCCAGCUGUUCUAGAAGCACAGCGAGGGGUGCAAAAUAUAAAGAAACAGCACUUAACCGAAAUUAGGAGUAUGUCGAACCCGCCUGCCGCAGUAAAGAUGACUAUGGAAUCAGUCUGCGUUUUGUUAGGAUAUCGUGUGUCAAGUUGGAGAGAUGUGCAAUUGGCAAUAAGAGGAGAUGAUUUUAUUCCAAAUAUCGUCAAUUUCAAUUGUGAGUACCAAUUAGGACCUGAACUUAGGGAAUACAUGGAACAAACUUAUUUGUCAAGAGCUGACUUUACCUUUGAAGUUGCACAUAGGGCUAGUAAGGCUUGUGGUCCGUUGUUGGAAUGGGUUCGAGCACAACUUGCAUACUCUUCCAUAUUAAAAGAGGUUGGUCCAUUACGUGAAGAAGUGAAUGCCUUGGAGCAAAGGACUUCUAAAACUAAAGCUCAUUUGAUUGCCAUAGACCAAAUGAUUACAGAAUUAGAGACAAAGAUUGAGCAAUGCAAAAACAGCUACAGUGAUUUGAUUAGAGAGAGCGAGAAAAUAAAAAUGGAAUCAGAUGAGGUACUGCAAAAGCUUGAGCGAAGCAUUUCACUAGUCGAAAAUCUUGAGAAUGAGAGGGCUAGAUGGAAGGAUUCAAUCAAGUCAUUCGAAUUGGAGAAUGAGCAAUUGGUAGGUACAGCUUUGUUAUGCGCUUCAUUUGUGACUUAUGCAGGAACUUUGGAUGAGAAAGGUCGUGAGUAUUUGCUCAAACUUUGGAAGAAACGUUUAAGUGAAUCAUAUAUUACAUACGAUGAAAGGCUACUGAUUGUUGAUUAUUUAAUGAAGAAAGAUGAAUUCCAACCUUGGUUAGAGUGUGGAUUGUCAGAUGAUGAAUUAAGCAAAGCCAACGUUGCAUUGUUGAGGUUAGUUGAGUAUCCAAUUGUGAUUGAUCCGACUGGAACUAUGGUUGAUCUAAUUGCCAAGUCUUAUCCAGCUAAAAUGAUCACAGUGACAAGUUUCAGCAAUGAAGGCUUUUUAAAUAGCUUAGAAAACUCGUUGCGCUUUGGUGGAGUACUCGUCUUAGAUGACAGUGAGCAGUACAAUCCUAUUGUUAAUGAUUUGUUACGAAAUACAAUCUAUAGGAAUGGUGGAAGAAUGAUGGUCGAACUUGGAGGAAAGCUUGUGGACUUUAACCCUGGUUUCAAAAUGAUUAUGUGCACAAAAGAGCCCGAACUUGAGUUGACUGAUUUUGUACAAUCAAGAGCCAGUAUUAUAAAUUUCUCCAUCACAAAUGGAAGUUUAGAGAAUAGGAUUCUUGAUAAUUCUUUGAAGGUAUCACACCCAGAGUUGGAGAAACAAAGGACCGGGUUAAUUCUUGCAAGGAGCGAGUUAAUUUCACGCUUGCAAAGCCUAGAGGAUGAGUUGCUAAUGUCUUUGAGCGCAAGUACUGAGAAUAUUUUGGUAGAUGACAAGUUACUCGACACCUUGGAAACAUUGAAGAAAAAUAGUUUGGAACUCUCAAAGAGACUUGGAAAUGCAAAGGAUGUCAUGUCAGAAGUAGAUGAAGUGAGAGAAAAAUAUAAAGGAGUGGCCGAUCAAAGUGUGGCUAUUCAUCUGUUAUUGUCUUUGUUCGAGAAGUUUUCGUUGUUUUACAGACUUCCAAUAUCUGGCUUUUUGAAUCUUUGCGUCAAUGUAAUGAAGGAAAACGAUUUGCUGAACCUAGAAGCCAUUGCUUUGCAAAUGUACCGUGAAACGUACGAUGUUGUUUCACCAUCUUUGGCUUAUGAAGAUAAAGUCGCUUUGGCAUUACUAUUGGUGAUUAUGUGGAACGCCAUUCAGAAGGGCAAAGUGUUUAAAGAUGUUGUCAAAUUGAUAAUGCAACACUUGCUCAAUCCCAAUCCUGACAAGGAAUUUCUGAUUGAGUCGAUUCUUUCGAGAGAUCAAGUAGCCGAAAUCAACCAGCCUGAAAGUGAUUUGGAGGGCAUGAUUGCAGGUCCCCUCUCUACCUUGGUUGAACUGGUAAACAAGCCAGAAGCACACCUUCUUGAAUCAUUUGGCCAGUUUUGCAAACCCCUUUUUCAUGAUAUUCCAUUUGAGUCUAGGUACAGUACAGAAUAUUGGCUUGAGAAUGCUCAACUUAUUUUUGCAAUAUCACCCAAUGGCUUUGAUGCAACCUCCAAGAUUGUUGAAGUGGCAGAAAUGCAUAAUCACAAGAUCUUAGUCGUUUCAAUGGGAUCAAAAGAAAGUUCAAAUGCUGCAAAUAAAAGCAUAGAAAGGGCACAAAAGGAACCCAUUUGGGUCAUUAUUCAGAAUGUUCACUUAGCUCCAACUUGGCUAGGACUUUUGAGGUCCACAUUGGCAGAUCACAACUUUUCUCCAGGAUCAAAGUUGCUUUUGACAUGCAAUUCUCACUCUAGAUUGCCUCAGGUACUAAUUUCAAAGAGCAAGGUACUCUACUUUGAAAGAGUAACCUUAUUUCGGAGAACUUUAUUGGAAUCCUUCAUGGUAAUUCCCGACCGUCUAUUGGUGAGUCCAGUUCAUUUGCAUGUCUUUUUAUUGUUGUCUUGGUUUCACGGGUGUGUUUUCGAAAUGUGUCGCUACACUCCAUUUUCCUUCGAAAGCAAAUAUGAAGUUAACGACUCUGAUUUCUAUUGUGGAAUCAGCGUAAUCGAGAAUGCGAUUCAGGCAGCCAAGGGGUGUGCUGAUACAAUUCCUUGGGGAGAGAUAAGGAUCAUGCUUGGUGAAGUUGUUUAUGGUGGGAAGAUCUCCAACCUUGCUGACCAAAAGUAUCUCCAAGACUUAUGCAACCGCAUCUUUACUAGUAAGUCACUUGAGCUGAGUUUCAACUUGAUUGAGAAUGAGCUUACGACCAGAAAUAAGGAAGUAUUGAACAUGCCCGAUACAAAUACAACCCAAGCAUACUUGGAAUGGCUUGAAAAUUUGCCCAACGAGAUUCCCCUCUCAUGGCUUGGGUUGGAAGAAAAUGUCAAGCAGUCUAUGACAAGGAAAAAAAGCGAGGAGGUAACAGAAAAGGUUUUGCUGCUAGUAGAUAAAGUAUAG
Messenger RNA from Lodderomyces margitis, 12387 nucleotides. It is a transcript of the gene DYN1, whose product is annotated as dynein heavy chain. The coding region runs from base 1 to 12387 and encodes 4128 amino acids. Gene Ontology annotation, biological process: microtubule-based movement. Gene Ontology annotation, molecular function: minus-end-directed microtubule motor activity; ATP binding; dynein intermediate chain binding. The record is from RefSeq and is a predicted model, not a curated record. NCBI's taxonomy places the organism in Eukaryota, Fungi, Ascomycota, Pichiomycetes, Serinales, Debaryomycetaceae. The transcript has a single exon. Gene Ontology annotation, cellular component: dynein complex.